AUGGACGGAGGCCUACUCGGUUAUUUUGGAGCUAUUGAGCAAAACCGCAUUCAACAUCAAGCAGAGGUAGAACAGAGCAUAGAGACCAUCACCUCUUCCGAUCUUGGAAUAAGCAAAGUUGACUCAGGUGCAGCAGAUGGUCAGAAUACAAUCGACCAACUAAGAAACCAGAUCAUUGUUUUAAAUGAAGAGAAGGAGAGGAUUGAAAAUGAAAAAAUGCAAAUUGAAGACCAGCUAAAAAAGAAAAACAAUCGGCUUAAAGAGGCCUUAUGGAUAAUGAAUGGAAUGCAUGACGAGAUAUCAACAUUUACCCCAGAGUGCUUGGACCGCUGUGAAGAAAAUAGCAAAGGAGAGGGAUCUACAUCAACCGUUCAAUUUCACCAUGUAAUAUCUCUCGUCCAGUCAUACUGUAGGCAGUUUGAACAGUUAGAGCUACGUCUUGCCGUGGACAAUGAAAGACAACUGCUACAUGUAGAGGAGGCUGACCUUUCCGAGACAAUUAGCGACCUUCAAUACAGAUUGUUUGCUGCCGAUCAAAGGCAAACGGCCUACGAAAAGGAGCGGGUGGAAUAUGAGCGCUCCCUAAAAAGGUUGAAGGACAGCGAAAUGUUGGCAAUAACUGAGUUGUUUGCUGCCGAUCAAAGGCAAACGGCUUACGAAAAGGAGCGGGCGGAAUAUGAGCGCUGCAUAAAAAGGUUGAAGGACAGCGAGAUGUUGGCAAUAAGUGAGAUUUCUGACUUGAAAGACCAAAUCUCACGUAUUUUGGAAAGAGAAGCCAAGGGCAAUGAACAAAUAAAAUCUAUGCACUCGACAAUUGUGGAAUUAAAGGCUCAACUUUUGUCAAAAUCAAGCCAACUGAAUCAGUUGACUGAGGCGCUGGAGGACUCAUUGUCCGCAAAUGUGCAUCAUGCAGAAAUGCUUGCAAAUGUUAAGAAUAAUUUUAUUGAGAAAGUGGAGAACGCAAGAUUUAAAGAGUGGAUGAAGAGCUUUAUCUCCGUUUUUAAGAUGAUUAAAUCAAGAGAAUGUAAUGACUUGCGCCUAGAGGUCCUUAAGAAAGAAAGGGAAGUGAAGGAACUUAAAUUGGAGUUGGCGCAGUUGAAGGUUGUUUGUGACAUCAAUCGGCAAGCGCAUAGCUCACAGACGUCUGCAUGUGAUAUUGAGGUAAAGAGUUAUCAAGUGUGA
This is a messenger RNA of Strongylus vulgaris, 1182 nucleotides long. NCBI's taxonomy places the organism in Eukaryota, Metazoa, Nematoda, Chromadorea, Rhabditida, Strongylidae. The record is from the annotation of a GenBank genome assembly.